Messenger RNA from Eruca vesicaria subsp. sativa (arugula), 1724 nucleotides. Lineage: Eukaryota; Viridiplantae; Streptophyta; Magnoliopsida; Brassicales; Brassicaceae. The record is from the annotation of a GenBank genome assembly.
CCGUCGUCUCUUCUAAGAGGUUGCAGAGACCAUACUUUUCUGGUGCUCCUUUCCUCUUCUCGGGUUUUGGAUGGAGAUGUGAGCUUCUUCUUCUUCAUCUUCCUCAUCCCGAAAGACAGAAAGAGAAAAACUUUGUAUACUCUAUAUAUAUAUAUCGAUGGCACUUUCUCUCCUCUCUCCAAUUCCUUCCUCUACCUCUCUCUCCUCUUUUCCCGCUCCUAAAAAUGCAUCCUUUCUCUCCCCUAUUUGCUCUAUAUAUCGCCCCAAAGGAACCCUUGAAAGCAGCAGAACCGCGACCUCGUUUUUCGGCGGCUUGAGGAUUGAUUCCAUGUCGGAGAAGAAGAGGAGGCAAUUGGGUCUCAUGGUUUCUAGAAACGGAGGAUUGGAUGACUUGGAUGAAGGAGAAAUCGAGAGAAUCGGAGGUCAAGAAGACGAGGAUGACGAGGAAUUGAUGACAGAAGGAGGACAUGAUGAUGAUUCACCUUCUUCCCCUGAGAGAUGGGAUGUCUUGGGUCUCGGCCAAGCCAUGGUAGAUUUCUCUGGAGUUGUGGAUGAUGAGUUCCUAAAGAAACUGGGUUUAGAAAAGGGAACGAGGAAGCUGAUAAACCACGAGGAGAGGGGUAGAGUCUUACAGGCAAUGGAUGGUUGCAGCUAUAAGGCCGCUGCUGGAGGGUCCUUGUCCAACACUCUUGUUGCUCUUGCAAGAUUAGGCUGUCGUUCCAUCACUGACCGCCCUUUGAAUGUCGCUAUGGCAGGGAGUAUUGCAGGUGAUCCUCUCGGUAGCUUUUACAGGACUAAACUACGAAGAGCAAAUGUUAAUUUUCUUUCUGCUCCAAUCAUGGAUGGAACAACCGGAACAGUGAUAGUUCUCACCACUCCUGAUGCCCAACGUACUAUGCUUGCCUAUCAGGGAACAUCUUCAGUUGUUAAUUAUGAUUCUUGCUUGGCUAGUUUGAUAUCCAAGACAAAUGUCUUUGUUGUGGAAGGCUAUUUGUUUGAGCUUCCUGAUACUAUAAGGACCAUAACUAAAGCCUGUGAAGAAGCCCACAGAAAUGGAGUGCUUGUUGCUGUAACUGCAUCAGAUGUGUCUUGCAUAGAGAGGCAUUACGAUGACUUCUGGGACAUUGUGGGCAACUAUGCAGAUAUUAUAUUUGCAAACAGCGAUGAAGCAAGAGCGUUCUGUCACUUUUCCGCAGAAGAAAGCCCAAUCUCAGCGACAAGGUACUUGAGCCACUUUGUUCCAUUUGUUUCCGUGACUGACGGAAUCAACGGGUCAUACAUUGGAGUUAAAGGAGAGGCCAUAUACAUUCCACCAUCCCCGUGCGUGCCAGUUGACACAUGUGGUGCUGGAGAUGCGUACGCUUCAGGGAUCUUAUACGGUAUCUUAAGAGGUGUCACUGACUUGAAAGGAAUGGGAGAUUUAGCAGCUACGAUUGCAGCCACUGUGGUGGGUCAACAAGGAACCAGGCUUAGGGUUCAAGACGCUGUUAGGCUGGCUCGGUCACAUGAGUUCCUUCUCAAAAGUUCUGGUGUUCGAACUGAUGUUGGUUCUUGAUCCAAAACUCUCUCUAGCUUUUGAAUGAUUCUUUUGUUUCAUCACAUGUAGUAGUGCUUUUGCAAAUGACUUGUUGUAAUCAUCUCUUUUUUUUUCAUUUAGUGGAAACAUUGGAAUAUUUGCUGUAUGUAAACAUUUUUUGUAUAUAAGCCUCUUUUCACUAUUAUAC